Molecule: messenger RNA, 1370 nt
Organism: Gymnodraco acuticeps
Lineage: Eukaryota; Metazoa; Chordata; Actinopteri; Perciformes; Bathydraconidae
Gene: ogfod2
Product: 2-oxoglutarate and iron-dependent oxygenase domain containing 2
Molecular function (GO): oxidoreductase activity, acting on paired donors, with incorporation or reduction of molecular oxygen; L-ascorbic acid binding; iron ion binding
Source: RefSeq, a predicted model, not a curated record
UUUGUUGCCUGCUACUUGCUAAAAACAGCCGUUGAGCUUGCCAGUUGGUUGUUUUUGCGUUUGUUUGCACGUUUUUAUCAACAUAUUAGAUUUUAAACAGGUUAACAUGACAAACGAGGAUCGUCAGUUUUAUAUCUGUAACUGUUUUACCACUGAUAACAUCUUUCUGGAGGAAUACAAGCUCCAUGUCCGCUUCGUCUCCGAGCAGCAGUUCACACGGGACUAUGGCGAAGUGCUGAGGAGGCUUGGCUGUGUGACGGACGCACAGUUUGAGGAUGUGUUCAACAAGAUUUCACAGGAAGUGGACCGGCGAAGGCGUCUUAGUGUGACGUGUGCAGAGAGAGCUGCUGCUAUAAAAGACACGUACCGGCCUCUGCAUCCGCACGUCUACCACCUGCAGGAGUCCUACCUCGCUCCAAAGUUCAAGGAGAUAGUGGAUUUCUGCCGAGUCAGCGCCGUCAGGGGGGGGUCUCUCGGAGACUUGCUGCAGGAGGAGGCAGCUGCUCGAGUUUAUCGCUUCCCGGUGUUUGAGAGAAGCUUCUGUGAGCAGCUGGUGGAGGAGCUGGAGCACUUUGAGCAGUCCUCCGCCCCCAAAGGAAGACCCAACACCAUGAACCACUACGGGAUCCUGUUGAACGAACUGGGCUUCGACGAGGGCUUCAUCACGCCGCUCCGCCAGCGUUACCUGCAGCCGCUCACUUCCCUGCUGUACCCCGACUGUGGGGGGGGCAGCCUGGACAGCCACAAGGCCUUCGUGGUAAAAUAUGACAUGGACGAAGACCGGGACUUGAGCUACCACUACGACAACGCAGAGGUCACGCUGAACGUUUCCCUCGGAAAGGACUUCACAGAGGGAAACCUUUAUUUUGGGGAUAUGAGACAGGUGCCUCUAAGUGAGAUGCAGUGCUGGGAGGUGGAGCACAGGGUGAGCGAGGGUCUCCUGCCCCGGGGCCAGCAGAUGCACGGGGCCCUGCCCAUCUCCUCGGGCCGGCGCUGGAACCUCAUUGUCUGGAUUCGAUCGUCGCAGGAGCGCAACAAGCUCUGCCCCAUGUGCAACCGCAGGCCGGAGCUGGUGGAGGGCGGGGGCUUCGCUGACGGCUUCACCAAACCCUGCAUCGCCCCACUGAAACGCUGCAUGUGUGCUAACGUGACCAGAAAUACUCCUCAGUUAACGGGAGGGACCCCCCAGUUCAUGGAAUACAUGAGUAGUUGAAAGAACAGUGUAUGUGUCACUUUGGUAUUUAUGACAUGUUGAGUGAUUGAUUUAUGACCCCCCAUAAAACCUUAGUCCCCGCCCCUAAAUCCAUUUGAUGUGACAGGUGUCAGUGCACCUGUUGUAGUGCCCCCCUAAUAAACCAUUGUCUUCAUUC